GCAUGCGCACUUCCUUGUAUCGUUUGUUGACAGCAGGCAGACGCUGCGCGGCACCCGAAUGAAUCAAUGAAGAAACACCUAAAGCUUUCGUAGCUGUUCAAUAAAUGACAUGCUUUAUAAACAUUUUCUCUUUCGUACGAGCACUUAAACGUGCAAGAUCACCUGCUAGUCCGACGACUACCCUGCUAUAUGUAGAUGAAGUAAAGCUAAGUUAAACACACCACAUCAACAUGGCACACUGGAGCACCUUCGACAAGGAGACAGAAAAGGAAACCAAGAAGUUGAUCAAAUGUAUCAGUGGGGUCGAGGACGAGGAGGACCAGAACUUUCAGAUGGCAAUGAAAUUUGCCUGGACGAAUUUUAAAUUUCAUCGCUUCUUGGACGUCGACAGCCACAAAGUGCAACGCAAUAUUAGUGGAAUCUACGAAAAGCUCAUGGUCCACUCAGACUUGAGUAAAGCAGGAAGCUGGAUGAGGUUGACUGACGAGUUCCUGAACUCACCGUUGCCAAAUACAGAUGGAACAAAGACUGAUGCACACUACAGCUUACUGUCACUGCUGCUCUUCUUAUCGGGGUCCCCCUCAAACACAAACUUCACUGAGACACCCCGGGUGAAGGAGGCAGAAGAAGAGGAUAACUUCGACUGGGCCAGUUAUCUGAUAGAGGGUGAGGACAUUGACAAUGGACCGUAUCCAGAUACUCCUGAGUGGUCUGAGGAGGAGAGCGAGGACGAUGACAGCCAGCAGCCAAUCAGCAGAGAGGACUCCGGGAUCCAACUGGACAGAACUCCACAGGAAGACCAGGACAACAACAACAAGACAGUUCCAGUUACAUGGACAGUGGGUGAGCCUGACGCCCGGGUCUGGCUUGAGCAGCACGUGGUGACACCGUACUGGGUGGCUCAUGCACCGCGUUUUCCUCACAGCUUACAUUUACACUCCAACCUGCUCAACGUGUGGGAUCAGCACUUGUACAACACUGACCCUUUGUAUCUACCAGAAGAGAAGGCUUUUGUCACAGAAUCACAAGUGAUACGGGAGACAUUGUGGCUUCUCUCUGGGGUGAAGAAACAUUUUAUUUUUCAACAUCAUGAUGGAAAAGUGUCAGUGAGGAACAACGUGGUGGUGACUCACCUCACCAGCAACUGCCUGCGCUCUGUGCUGGAGCACAUCGCCGUGUACGGGCAGGCCGUGUCCCGGCUGCAGAGGUUCAUAGACGAGGUGACGGGGUACAGCUCGGAGCCCAGCCCACCCAGCUCCUGUUCCUCCUACAGCUCAAAGAAGGGCUCGGAGCCUCCCUUCAGGACCUACCAGGCCUUUGUGUGGGCGCUCAACAAGUACUUUACAGGCUUUAAAGAGGAGCUGACCACGAUAGAGAAGGAGCUCAUAUGCAAUGAUGAGACAGUUACUCUGUCUGCAGUUCUGGAGCGACUCAACCCUCACCUGGCACAGAUCAAAGUCCUGCACAAAGUCUUCUGCACCGGGGUCGCCGAAGUCCCCCCCGAGACCCCGAAUGUCGUGCGGGCCUCUCACUUGUUGAACACCCUGUACAAAGCCAUCAUUGAGUACGACAGCGUUGGGGAAGCUUCGGAGCAAGCAGUUGCGUUGUUAUUCUCUCUGUGGACAGAAACGGUGCGACCAUAUCUGGAGAUAGUCGAUGAGUGGAUUGUUCAUGGUCACCUUUUUGACCCUGCAAAGGAGUUCAUCAUCCAGAGAAACAAGGACGUCCCGGUGAACCACAGGGACUUCUGGUACGCCACCUACACGCUGUACAGCAUUUCUGAGACGGUGGAGAACGAGGAGAAGCUGAACGACGCAGCCAGCGGGAGCUCGGGAGGAGAUCAGGGCUCCCACAGCAGGCAGCUCACCAUGGUGUCCUUCCUCAAACCUGUGCUCAAGCAGAUCAUCAUGGCGGGGAAAUCGAUGCAGCUGUUAAAAAAUCUGGACUGCAAAGAGACUGAACAGUCCGAUAGAUCCUCCAGAGACGCAGAGAGGAAGAGUUUGUACACACUGUUUCUGGAGUCGGUGCAGUCCCGUCUCUGCAGCCAGGACGAGUCGCCCACAGACACGGUGACGGAGCAGCAGGCCACUAAAAGGAGCCUCAUAAAGAUGCAGUCCAUCAUAGCUCAGCACCUGCAGAUCGAAGACGUCCACGACCCGCUGUUGGCAAUCAACUUUGCCAGGCUGUAUUUGGAGCAGAGCGACUUCCACGAGCGUUUCUCUGGGGGCGAUUUCAUCGUGGACCGGUCGUCUCAGUCUGUCACCUGCCAAACGUUUGAGCUCACCCUGCGCUCCUGCCUCUACCCGCACAUCGAGAGGAGGUACAUCGAGUGCUGCGGGAACCUCAUGAAGACUCUGAAAAAAGACUACAAACUGCUGGAAUACCUCCAAGCCAUGAGGAACUACUUCCUGCUGGAAGCCGGAGAUACCAUGUAUGACUUUUACACAGCCAUCUUUGACAAAGUGCAGGAAAAGGAGAGCUGGCAGCAGCUGUCUUUCCUCAACGUCCAGCUGCAGGAGGCUGUUGGACAGCGCUACCCUGAGGACAGCAGCAGGUUGUCAAUCUUCCUGGAGAACAUGGACCCUGCCAGGAAAAAGCAUCCUGUAAAUAAUCUAGAGGUUCUCACUCUGAGUUACAAGGUUCCCUGGCCUGUUGAUAUCGUGAUCAGCUCGGAGUGUCAGAAGAUCUACAAUCAAGUGUUUCUCCUGCUGCUGCAGAUUAAAUGGGCCAAAUACAGUUUGGACACGCUUCGAUUCAGUGAUUUCACAGCCGUCACUAAGAAGCUGGAGGGAGCUCUGGCUGAGGAAGUCAAAGUCAAAGAGCAGAUUAAUCAGCAGAUUCACCGAAUGUGUCUGCUGAGGGUCAAACUGAUGCACUUUGUCAACAGCCUUCACAACUACAUCACAACCAGGAUUCUGCACAGCACUGGGCUGGAGUUUCAGCAUCAGGUACAGGAAGCAAAGGACUUGGACCAGCUGAUUAAGAUCCAUUACAGAUAUCUGGCCACCAUUCACGAUCGGUGUCUGCUGAGGGAGAAGGUCAGUUUUGUGAAAGAGGCGAUAAUGAAGGUUCUCAAUCUGGUCCUCAUCUUCUCUGACCGAUGGCAGGCUGGAUUUGGAGCCUGGAAGAUUGAGUCAAUCGAUAAAAUGGAAUCAGAUUUUAAGAACUGUCAUAUGUUCCUGGUGACGAUCCUCAACAAGGCAGUUUGUCGAGGCUCCUUCCCUCACUUGGAGUCUCUGGCUCUCUCUCUGAUGGCCGGGUUCGAGCAGUGCUGAGGUUGCAUGUGUCUGUUUUGAAGUGAUGGACUGAACUCCUCUGUCUGUUUGGUGACUGCUGUCAUUGUCUGUGAUGAUGUGUACCAUAUGAUGGUCACUCUGUGUCUGCUCUGGCUGUUCAGACGUGAUGUAGGAGGAUCAUCAUUUAGGGCCGCAGUCACACCAGCUGCUUGUGAACAUACAUUAGCUGCUUUGUUUAUAAAGUUACAACUUUUUGUACAUUGUGUUUUUUUUAAGGAGCUGUUAAUAGUGUGUAUAUGUAAAGCACAAAAUGAUCUUGCACAAUCAUCAAUGCAUAUGUCAUGUGCCAUUGCUUUGUAAUAAAAGUUUGAAGACUUGAA
This is a messenger RNA of Labrus bergylta (ballan wrasse), 3616 nucleotides long. RefSeq names its product tubulin gamma complex component 5 (gene tubgcp5). The record is from RefSeq and is a predicted model, not a curated record. Gene Ontology annotation, molecular function: gamma-tubulin binding; microtubule minus-end binding. NCBI's taxonomy places the organism in Eukaryota, Metazoa, Chordata, Actinopteri, Labriformes, Labridae. Gene Ontology annotation, biological process: meiotic cell cycle; microtubule nucleation; cytoplasmic microtubule organization. Gene Ontology annotation, cellular component: spindle pole; gamma-tubulin complex; equatorial microtubule organizing center.